UGGUGACGUAUUACACACACGGCACUUAUUCAGGAUGUCGAUCGACUUGCGGAAGAACCAAGAUGCGAUCAUCAAAGCCUAUAAUGACGUGGUGAACGAUAAAACAGAUACGAACUGGGCUGUGUUUGGAUACCAGGGCCAGUCUGCUGUUAUCAAGGUCUAUGGAACUGGAGAUGGCGGUACCGAAGAGAUGGCUGAGGAACUCAACAGUGGCAAGAUCAUGUACGCCUAUCUGCGAGUCAAAGAUCCCAACACAGGUCUUCCCAAGUUCGUCUUUAUUAACUGGCAGGGGGAAGGGGCCCCCGACGGUUUCAAGAUGAAAUGUACGCAACAUAUAAAAGACAUGACGUCUUUCUUGAAGAUGAUCCACAUCACUAUAAACGCGAGGACGGAGAUGGACGUUGAUGAGGAUGAGAUCUUACAGAAGGUUGCCAAGUCUUCUGGAUGUAACUACAGUGUUCACAAGGAGAAGCCAAAAAAAAUUGAUGCUCCCACACCAGUGGGUACAAAUUACAAGAGGACAGAGCCACACAGAGAACUUGGUGGAAAGAGCAGAGAUCAGUUUUGGGCCAAAACCGAGAUAGAAGAGAAAGAGAGACAAGCAGAAGAAAGGAAAAAAGCACAGGAAGAGAAAGAAGUGCUGGAGAAAGAAAGGAAAGAAAGAGAGAUAAAAGAAGCAAAGGAACGUGACCGACGCAUGAUGGAAAAGAUGAAGGCAGUGAAUGAACAAAAACGAGCAGAAAAAUUAUCUGAAUCUUCAGAUAAAGAUUCCGAUAAGAAGAAAUGGGACCAUGACCAGCAGGAGCUGUAUAAAGAUGAGGAGGAACGGAGACACCGCAGUGAGUCACUGAGGAAGGAGCGAGCCGCGGAAGCAGCGAGGUUAGCAAGUCGGUCAACAAGUACAGCUAGGAAUUUCUUUAAACAGAAGAGUGUUGAGAGACCCAACGACAGCAGACAGGCGCCGCCGCCACCUCGAAAGAUCCGAGAUGGUUUUCUCGCUGAAUCCCAUGAAGACAAUGAGAAUACAUCACCAACCACAGCGCCCUCGAUCCCUCACCGUGAACCAUCACCCCCACCACCACCACCACAACAACAACAACAGGAGUACUACCAAGAGGAGGAAACGUCACCGCCUGUGGAGGACGAACCACCUAAGAAACCGGUUCGACAACCAGAACCGGAACCAGAACCAGAAGUAUAUCACGAGCCGGAAGACCUGUCAAGUCCUCAGGCUCCUCCUGCUGCGAGUAACUUACUACAUCAGGGUCUCCCUCCACGACAGGACUCUGACGAAGAGGAGCAGCAGAACUGGGAUGAGCCAACACAGGAAGACUUCAAUGUGUCGGCUGCACCUGCGACUGGUGUAAACGGAUUUGACCACUCCUCACAGCCCAACACCAUAAUGUCUGCUGACAAGGGUCUGUGUGCCAUCGCGCUAUACGACUACCAGGCGGCUGAUGAGACGGAGAUUACGUUUGACCCUGGCGACACGAUCACAAACAUCGAUCAGAUUGAUCCCGGCUGGUGGAUGGGGACGGCUCCCAACGGAGCUCAGGGGAUGUUUCCUGCCAACUAUGUGGAGAUUAUUGAAUAGAGGAGACAUGAUCGGGAGCCAGUAUUCAGGAAUUUCGUCACACCAGGAGCCAAAGAACAUAAUCAUUGAAAAUCUACAUUUCAAAUCUCAGAUCGGAUCUUACAAAAUCUUACAAAACUUCUUCUUCUUUUUUUUUCUUAAUGUUAAUAUCUGCAGAUCAAUGACAGUGUCAGGGUUAAUCUUCCAAAAUUUAAUUUCUUUGUGAUGUGGAGGAGUUAUUGCAAGUUGCACAUUUUUAACAAGUUGGCAGAAUAAAUGUUCAUUAUUUUUGUAGGAUGGCAACUGCUUUAAAAACUAUUACAACUUGAUGCUUUUCUGUUUGGUAUCAAGAUCACAGACUAUACACUUAAUCAUUCAUAAUGAAUCCAGACAUGUAUUUAAUUUUAUAAUGUAAAAAUGUUUAGUGAAAAUUUCUACAAACAAAUAUUUAUUGUCAUUAUAAAUUAAAAGUAAAUUGAGAUUGAUUAAAUUUUAAUAAAAUAUCAUUCUUAUUCAUAUUAUUAGUAUUGAUCUCUGUAAUCAUGUAUUUGUUGUCAGGUUGACGAUCUAAUAAGAUGAGAUUAUUGUGGAAUAUUGGUCGAUAUCUUUACAUGUACGACGGGUUCGUUCACAAGACUUUAUUACAGGGACUCAUGAGAGGUAACGGUUUGUCAGCAGGGCUGAGUGUAUUUAAAUAAAACAAUUAAUUUAUUUUAAUAUGUCUAACACGGCCUUAUAUUUAAAUAAAGCAAAUAAUUUAUUUUAAUAUGUCUAACAUGGCCUUGUAUUUAAAUAAAACAAUUAAUUUAUUUUAAUAUGUCUAACAUGGCCUUGUAUUUAAAUAAAACAGUUAAUUUAUUUUAAUAUGUCUAACACGGCCUUGUAUUUGAAUAAAACAGUUAAUUUAUUUUAAUAUGUCUAACACGGCCUUGUAUUUGAAUAAAACAGUUGAUUUAUUUUAAUAUGUCUAACACGGCCUCUUUUUUUAGAGAUUGAUCGAAGAGUUUUAACAUGUUAUUUCUCAGGCUAUUACCAAAUAUCUAGGUGGCCUAGAGUAAGAUUUUUAACUAUCACACAUAUAAAUGUAGUGUUAUGUACACUAUUACCCACACAGUUUAAAAUAGAUUGGUUAAUAUUCAAAUGGUAAAUCCAGCUAGGUAGUGAUAUGUCACUGUUAAGCAGUUCAUGAUGUAACGCACUAUAAGCUGACUUCAGUAUGUGUAUAUAAUUGUUUUACUAGUUACAUUGUUUGAAACAUUCUUGGGUAAUAUAUAGAAUAUUAAAUUAGCUACCAUUUGAUAUCAAGUUUAUUUACAAAUGAAACUUGUUUCACUAGAGGCAUAAACUUGAUUUGAAAUUGAAUAUACUAUAAUUACAUGUGUUAAUACAUGUAUGUCUGAGCUGCUGGCAGAUUAUAAUUAUUUUAGCAAAGUCAAAAUCUUUUCUUUUUUUUUGUAAUCUUUUAAAUAAUUUUUAAAAAUAUAUUUUAGUUAUGCAGAACUACAUCAAUUUUAAUAGGGCUUAUUUUAAGAACUGCAACAAUAAUAACAAGGGUUAUUACUAACCUUAUCGAUCCCCACACACACUUGGAAAAACUACAAUGCUGUGUGUGUGUUUACUUUUGGUCCUGUGCAUUUCCAGAUGUAGGUUAAAGAAACUACUCACUUCCUUCAUACAAAUGUUUUUAUAAACUCUCAUGCAGUCCACUUGUUAUCAACAGUACACUGCUGUUCAUAUAAAACAAUUUAAACACCAAUUGAAAAUCAGUCAUUCAGCAAGCUCAAAAACGAGAUAAACUUCACAUCUAAAUUUCUUCUGACAUAAGUUGUGAUAUAGCUCAGUAGUAGAGCGCUGUUGCCUGGGGUGCCAUGGGAUGUAGGAUCGAUCCCAUCCAACUGAUUCUCUAUCCCAACCACUGCUCCACAAUGUGUCUAUCAAAGGUUGUGGUAUGUGCUGUCCUGUCAGUGGGAAAGCACAUAUAAAAGAUGCCUUGCCACUAUUCUACAGCAGUAGCCUAUGUGUGGCAGCAGGUGGUUUCCUCUCUCUCACACUAGACCAAAGGUCACAAUAAUGUUGUGUUAGACAUACCAAACAGGUCAAACCAUUUUACAUAGUGGAGAAUGUAUGAGGAAGUGUAGAUUCUUAAAAAUAUAAAGACGAGUCCUAUGGGGGAUGAGACAAACGCAUUUUGUUGUGAAUCCACACUUCAGAGUGUACUCUUCAACUUAAUUCAUUAUUCAUUAAUUGUUUUUAACGUGAUUGCCAAAUUAGCUACUAUUUUAUAUUUUUUAAUCGAAUAAAAACAACUGGUUUAAAUGCCAAGCAAUAUUUGCAAAACUAAUAACCCAAAGCAAUGUGAUCCUUUUCAUCCUCACCUGAACGAUUCAUCAAGUAAAUUCUAAGCCGUGAAUGGCUGGAAUUAAGCGUGAUACACAUGCUAAAUGUAUGAUCUAUGAUUUCCUGUUUAGUAUCAGACAAUCCUCAUCAUAUUCCAUCUGACUACAUCCCUAUCACUAACAUCAGGCUUCAAUUACAUGUGAUGAUGCAGAUGUGUGAUUUCAUGGACUAAAACAUUAUUAAAACAAAAUUAUUAAAAUAUGGUUAAUUUAAGGAAUCCUUUGGUAGCCAAACACUAAAUGUUGUAGCCAUGUUGGAGAAAAAUUAGCCAUUGGCAAUGGAUAGGAUGAGAACUGAUAGUAUACAAGUUCUGUUAGUUGUGGGUUCAAAUCCCUGAUGUGGAGACGCAAAAAGAUCAAAUUGCAUUGGUCACAGUUGUAGAUUCUUGAAAAAUAAUCCAGUGUUAAUACAAUACAUGGUGAUGUCAUCGGUAUGGAUUAAGAUGUAGCUGGCAUAUCUUCCCUUCUUUCUUUAAUGACCUUAUUCAAUAUGUACUUUGCAUGCGUAAAGUUAAAAACCAGAAGGCAUUAAAAAGGUUUACGUUUGAAUUUAUGUGUUUCUUCUAGCAUCACAGUUGUACGGUUUUUAUUUAAAUUCUAAGUCAAAGACAAACUCAAUGAGCUAUAUUAUUUGAGUUCAGAAAUGAAAGCUCUGGUUGUAUCUGAUUGUACUGUUUGUACCUUAUUUCGUCAUGGCUGAGCACGCUAAUUGUACAUAGUUUAUCAGCCUGUACGAAUUCAUUAGUAUUUAUCGCACAGUAUUUAUCUCUGCUUGCUAACUUAGAGUACUUAACUGUGUUUUGUAUUAAUGCAUGAAGGUGCACUGGAGUUCUAUUCAUUUCUCAGCAUUUGUGUAGUAGCCAUUUGCUGCAAUAUCUUUGUCAUAUUUGUCGCACACAACUGUUACACUCCAACUCCAACACCACAAUUACACACCCCACAUUUUCAUGACCUCAGCACUGUUACACUGUUUGGUAAAGUUAUGGUCACGUGGUGAGGGGGGAGCACAAGCCACAUUUUAAUCUUUAUAUAGAGAGGGGGAGAUGGAAAACAUACAUGUUUAUCCGUAUGUACGGGUCAGAUCCCCCACCCCACCCCCUUGCAGUUCUGCCAGUUCCUACAGGUUUGUAGUUGACUUACUAAAUAGUCCAAUAAUAUACUGUCUGAAAGUAUAUUUAAUUUACCCACAAAGUAAUUAAAUCAGUCCCCUACCAAGUUUUAUAUCUCACUUAUUGAUAUCUUGGGAUACAGAUAAAUCACAAAAAUUACUUUGUUAAUAUUUACUGUAUGCCGACGAGGAACAUGUGCACAGUAUAGAUUGGAAGUCACGUGAUCCAUGCAUUUGAAGUCAAGUGAUCUAUGCAUUUGAAGUCACGUGAUCCAUGCAUUUGAAGUCAUGUGAUCCAUGCAUUUGAACUCACAUGAUCCAAGCAUUUGAAGUCACGUGAUCCAUGCAUUUGAAGUCACAUGAUCCAUGUAUUUGAACUCACGUGAUCCAUGCAUUUGAAGUCACUUGAUCCAUGCAUUUGAAGUCACAUGUUUCAUGCAGCUCUCUGCUCAGGCAUCGUGCCUUUAAAAUGACACUAAUACAACAGCUACACCCUCAUGUUACAGUAACACCUCAAAUCCACCACAGUUAAUCCCAGUUGUAUUUAUUAAGUAUGUAUUAUUAUCCUAUAAGACACACACAUAUCACAUUUUAAUAAAGUACACACCAAAUUACAAUACAAUCCCAAACAAUUGUAUUUCACAUUACAAUUUUAUAAAUCAAAUCGCACAUCACAAACACCAAACGACACACACCACAAGUGCACUGGAUUACAAUAUAAUCCCAAACAUUUGUAUUUCACAUUACAUUUAUAAACCAAAUCAACACUUCACAAACAUCACACACUACAAGUGCACUGAAUGUAUUUGGAAUUUUAAAAGAUUUCCAAAAACAAAAAUUUGGGAGUUAUGUUUUUUUGUAUAAAAAGUGGAGAAAUCGUAAAUUGCUUUAAGUCCUGUAUUCUGAACAUUAGGAGUUUUUUGUUUCUUUCAAUUUAAAAGUGAACCUAGUCAGGUCCUGUGAUUUAAAGCAACUGACCCUCGUUAUUGUACCAUGUAGCAUUUCAGUUAUUACCAUUAAAAUACACAUUAAAUAUUUUGCUGAAAUUAACCCAUUUUUGACGAUUCAACAGUUUCUGUUCAUCAUUUGUGGUAGCUUGUAAUGGACAUUUUGUCAGACAGAAAACCUACCUGCGUGUAGAACUUACUAGGGUCAGUGACUUUAAAUGAAACUAUAUUGAACAACAACAAAAAAUGCAGAUAUUUAGUGCCAAAUUUACAAAGCCUGUUUAUGUGUUGCACCAGAGCCAGUUUAUCCUAGUAGCACAUAUAGCACGUGCUACGGGCCCCACGCUACAGGGGGCCUUGCAGUGAUGUGUACAUUUAUUUUUCCCAGGUCAUUUUUCCACUCUUCCCGAGGUGGUUGCAAAAUAUAUAUCUUGGGAAGGUGAUAAAGCUGUUAUUUGUGCUACAGGCCUCGCAGAUCCUUAAACCAACUCUUGUCUUACACGUGUGUAACUACAUACAUUUACAAUGCUUAAACGUCUGUAUAUAAAAAAAAAUAAAAAAUAGGCUUCAUAAAUUUGGCCCUUAGUUUUCAGUAAUUUAUUUUAAAUUAUUUACUUUCAGUCAUUGUAUUUUUUGUGUCUAUUAAAAGUAUCAGUAUCUUAUGAACGUCUUAAGUCCAUUUUGAAAGUCUUAUUAACUGAAUUAAUUUUAUCAUGAAAAAACACAAUUAUUAAAAGAUUUGUGAUUCUUUUGUUGUUCAGUGUACACAUGUACCUAUAGAAAGGCAUAGAUAACAUAGAUUUGAACAUAAUAACAACACAGCCCAUUUGUUUGUACGUCUGGCUUUGUGUUUUGUUGGGGGUUUUUGUUUUUUUACAAGGUGUAGGUAGUCUGCUGAAUUAUUGGUUUAGUAAGGUUUGUAUUUUGUUUUUUAAACAAAUCAUGCGUGUUUGAAUAUUUGUCGAGUAUGUAUGCAGUAAUAGUGAAGGUUUAUAUAUGAUGUGUAUCCAAUAUUUUCUUUAUAAAUUUUGUAUGCGACUCUCAAUGAAGUAUAUUUUAAUAAAAGAUUUUCUUAUU
This is a messenger RNA of Gigantopelta aegis, 7101 nucleotides long. RefSeq names its product drebrin-like protein A. The transcript is spliced from 13 exons. Gene Ontology annotation, molecular function: actin filament binding. Gene Ontology annotation, biological process: regulation of actin filament polymerization; positive regulation of axon extension; positive regulation of dendritic spine morphogenesis. Bases 35 to 1594 code for a protein of 519 amino acids. The record is from RefSeq and is a predicted model, not a curated record. Gene Ontology annotation, cellular component: lamellipodium; plasma membrane; postsynaptic density. Lineage: Eukaryota; Metazoa; Mollusca; Gastropoda; Neomphalida; Peltospiridae.